GAUCCUACUGUGAAAGAAGUGACAUAUAUCCAAAAUUUGAAGAACUGUACGCACCUGUUAAAGGUCCGGAAAAUCCAAACUUAAAACAACAAAUGCGAGCGCCGCGCAACACUCUUUCAGGAUAUGUGAAAAAGGCGCACAUUAAUGCGUUUGAAUUUGAAAAUCAGCGACGCACAUUCCACACUUAUGGCUAUGCAUUGCAUCCCUCAGUCGACAUUGAAGGUUUCGCUGGUCCUUGGGGUAAAUAUCAAGAUGAACAAUCCAUAGCACGUCCAAAUGGUCAAGAAAAGGCAGAACUGGAGGAGAUUCCUGCCAAAAGACAUAGGCGCAAUCGCAUUGUUGAAGAUAAGCCAUUGGAGGAAAAAUCUGUUCUUCACAUCAAGGACGCCUACGAUUAUCAAGAUCGUUCUUACUUACAUGCUCCACAUGACUUUAAUAACCAAGUCAGUUUGCGUUCAACGUCCGCUUCAAACAAAUGUUUCUUACCAAAAUCACACAUUCACACUUGGACUGGGCACAAAAAGGGUAUUUCGUCAAUUCGGUGGUUCCCUCAAACAGCUCACUUACUGCUUUCGGGCUCAAUGGAUUGCCGCGUGAAACUGUGGGAAGUGUUCGGCGAGCGACGUUGCAUUCGUACAUUCUCUGGACAUAGGCAGGCGAUCAAGGACAUAGCUUGGAACAAUAAAGGCACCAAAUUUCUCUCCGUUUCCUAUGAUCGUUAUAUAAAAAUGUGGGAUGCCGAAACUGGUGAGGUUAUAUCACGUUUCACAGCCCGCAAGAUGCCCUUCUGCGACAAGUUCCAUACGGACAACAAGAAGCGACAUCUCUUUGUUGCUGGCACAUCUGGUAAGAAAAUUAUUUGCUGGGACACACGCAGCGGAGAUAUUGUUCAGGAAUAUGAUCGCCACUUGGGUGCAGUAAACACAAUUACAUUUGUCGAUGAAAAUCGACGUUUUGUUACUACCUCUGACGACAAAUCGAUGCGUAUUUGGGAAUGGGAUAUACCAGUCGAUAUGAAGUACAUAGCCGAUCCCACCAUGCAUUCCAUGCCGGCAGUGACGCUUUCACCGAAUUGCAAAUGGCUGGCGUGUCAGUCUUUAGAUAAUAAAAUCGUGAUAUUCUCUGCGUUAAACCGUUUUAAAAUGAAUCGUAAGACCUUCAGUGGACAUAUGGUUUCGGGUUACGCCUGUCAGCUAGAUUUUUCGCCCGACAUGAGUUAUUUAGUUAGCGGAGAUGGAGACGGUAAAUGCUAUAUAUGUACAUAUAUAUAAAUGUACAAGAAAUCGCAAACGCAUGAGGGUGUGUGUAUAAGCGCAAUAUGUCUUUU
Messenger RNA from Bactrocera neohumeralis, 1327 nucleotides. RefSeq names its product pre-mRNA-processing factor 17-like. NCBI's taxonomy places the organism in Eukaryota, Metazoa, Arthropoda, Insecta, Diptera, Tephritidae. The transcript is spliced from 3 exons. Gene Ontology annotation, molecular function: protein binding; mRNA binding. Gene Ontology annotation, biological process: mRNA splicing, via spliceosome. The record is from RefSeq and is a predicted model, not a curated record. The coding region runs from base 93 to 1271 and encodes 392 amino acids. Gene Ontology annotation, cellular component: catalytic step 2 spliceosome.